Cryptomeria japonica (Japanese cedar) is the source of this 3003-nucleotide messenger RNA. RefSeq lists its product as uncharacterized. NCBI's taxonomy places the organism in Eukaryota, Viridiplantae, Streptophyta, Pinopsida, Cupressales, Cupressaceae. Bases 890 to 2326 code for a protein of 478 amino acids. Gene Ontology annotation, molecular function: GTPase activator activity. Gene Ontology annotation, biological process: activation of GTPase activity; intracellular protein transport. The record is from RefSeq and is a predicted model, not a curated record. The transcript is spliced from 10 exons.
AACAGGCUUGAAAAGCACGAGGAGGAAGAGGAAAAGCGAAAGAUAAAAAUCGAUUCGUGGACCUCUUCCAUUUCAUUUUAUCAUUUGUUUUGUUCAUUGCCAACAAAUUAUUAUAAUGCAAACAGCUUUCAGCUCAAGCCUAUUCACCACAGAACAACAAGCUGUACUUCACGGGAAAACGACUUCCUAUGACUAAAUUUAGCUCUGGAGGGAAAACACAAUUAGGUUUUGUAAGCACUGAAGCUGCAUUUUAAUAUAAUUUCUAUUUCUUUUGAGCUUUGAUGUUAGUUAAUCUUUUUAAAGAACAGUUCUAAAUUCUUAGAGAGAUCGUGUUGUAAAGAUGUGUUUUAAUGGAUAUUAUUAUGUUAGCAUGGUGGAUGAGUUUGAACCCUAAGGGAGAAUGCUCGGGAUUGGGUAUUGGAGAAAUGAGUUCAUUGUUGGCCUGAUUUGACAGGUUUUUGAUAAACUUUGAAAAUGAUAAUGUCAUUUGGGUUCCUUAAAGAGAACUAUAUGCCCGACUUUUGGGAUUAUUUGGGAAGAUUUUGAGCAGAUUGAUGUGCAUGCUUUUCUUUAGCUUGACAUUGGUGUUGAGCUUUGAAAUCAGGAGUUAGUGUUUGUAAGUUCUUUGAACCACGAGGCUUACCAGCUGAAAAUAAAGAAUUGUGAUGUAUAUUAUCGAUUUCGAGGUGGCGGGCGAGUGACUGCCCCUGGGAAAGAGUUCAUGUUUCCUUGGGAGCAUAAAUUUCAAUAUUGUCCAAGGUUAUUCGGGACCGGAUGAACAAUUUGUAUAGGAAUUGGCAUAAGCUUCUAGGUAGGUAUUGUAGAAACAAGAUGCUACAAGGCAGAAAUGGGAUUUUGGCAGGAUCAUUGUUCUAUACAAGUGCGUUAAAUGCUGAAAAUGAAGAAGCUGUUUCUAGAAAUUGAAUUAUGUCAUGUGAAACUAACAGGGCAUGAAGCAAUGGCCACUGAUAAAGUCAAGGAGACUGGCAAAGUGAAAGUAGUUCCUGAUUGGCUGAAUAGCUCUGUUUGGUCUUCAAGGCCAUCUAAUUCUAGUUUCAAUCAAAAGUCCAAAGCUAGCGACACACCUCGGGGAAAUGAUGGUUCUCAAGCUGUUCUUCAGGGGAGUGCGAAUGCUGUUGCAAGGGAUCCACUACUGGAAAAUGUGGGCAAUACUUUUGAUGAUAGGAGCCCUAUAGGAGGGGCCAAUGGUAUUUUAAAUAAACAAGAGUCCAUUGCAACAUGCGAGGCUGAUAAGGUAAAGAAGGCAAACAUUCAAAGUAAAUGUGAUAGAAGUGACGAAGGCACUAGGGAUCCACUAUUAAAAUCAAAUGAAAGCUCAAGUGAGAAAUAUGAUAGUUCAGUGUCUGAUCAAAUCAAUGAUCCACUUUCAGACUCUUGGGCAGCUCCUGAUUUUGAUUUACUUUCUAUUGCUGGACAUUCUUCUCCUCCGCAAUUUUCCAAUUUGAAUUUCAAGAGAAGUUCAUCGGUUGAUGUCAGACAGGGCCAGUUUUAUUCUGAGAUCUCUAAAAAGGUCAUAAACCUGGCCGAGUUGCAACGACUAGCUUCUCAAGGAAUACCAGAUGUUGGGGGACUUAGGGCAACUGUGUGGAAGCUGCUCUUUGGUUACUUGCCAAGGAACCGUGAUCUAUGGGAGAGUGAGUUACAGAAGAAACGAUCACAGUACGCUGCAUUCAAAGAAGAGCUUCUUUUUAAUCCUCAUAAAAUGAUAACACUGAAGUUCUGGUCUUGUGCCCCUGGCCAGUCAGAAGUAACAAGAAGGAUGGAUGAAGCUGUUGGACAUUCAAUUGAUAAAGAUGGAGACAAUGGAAGUGGAAUGCUUAGAAGACUUGAAAUCACCCAUGGAGAACAUCCACUAAGUCUUGGGAAAAGCAGUGUAUGGAAUCAGUUCUUCCAGGAUACAGAGACAACAGAGCAAAUUGAGCGUGAUGUUAAACGUACACAUCCAGAUAUGCAUUUUUUCUCUGGAGAUUCUGAAUCAGCAAUUUCAAAUCAGGAAUCAUUGAAACAUAUACUACUUAUUUUUGCAAAAUUAAACCCGGGAAUCAGAUAUGUGCAAGGGAUGAAUGAAGUUGUUGCUCCAUUGUUCUAUGUGUUCAAAACAGAUCCAGAUGAAUCCAAUUCAAUAAAUGCAGAGGCUGACACAUUUUUCUGCUUUGUUGAGUUGCUAAGUGACUUUCGGGAUCACUUUUGUCAACAAUUGGAUAACAGCGUUGUGGGCAUACGUUCUACAAUUGCAAAUUUGACUACACUCCUUAAGAGACAUGAUGAAGAGUUAUGGCGUCACCUUGAGGUUACUACCAAGUAAAUGCUUAUCCAUCUUAUGGAAUGACACCGUUACAGCUUUCUCCCUUCCUGUGGCACUGACUGUAGAAAUUCUCUUGGCAUAAAACAGGCCAAGGGAACUAAAUUAAGUCGUGGAAUCUAGUGCUUCGCAUCAUCCAAUGAAUCACAGAAUAGGAAUUAAGGGAGAAAGAUGUCCUUAUUUGAGAACAUAUCUAGAUUUGAGUAUGUUGUCAAAUGGUUUUGUUUGCGUGGUGUGUACAAUUUUCUUUCUACCAAGAGGAAGAAUAAUGAACUAUUUACAAGGGACUCUUUUCACAUGGUCAAAAAGGACAAUUUUAACAGAAUGCAGUUUUUGUCUGAAACUUAAGGUGGUCUAAAUUGAUUGUAAUGUAAUAGAACCUUUAUUGAAGGUAUUGAAUUCUUAGGCUUCGAGAUCGAUUGCUUAUGAAGGAUGAAAGGUUAGUUUAGUUAUUUAGCCCAGUUACUAUUCAAUGAGAAAAGAUGAAAUGAAUACUUAGGCUAUUAGGAUGUCCUUGACUCCAGAAAUGCCACUUUUCUCAGGGGACACAUCCCCAUGGAACACUGAUUCAACCAGCAAAAUAUUUGUCCCUGUUUUUUGUUUUUUUUUGAUCGGUAAGCUUCAAGAUUUUUAGCCUGGCCCGAGUCCAGGGCAGGUCACAAGGAGGACCUCCUCCCCAA